This is a messenger RNA of Diutina rugosa, 246 nucleotides long. RefSeq lists its product as uncharacterized. The coding region runs from base 1 to 246 and encodes 81 amino acids. Lineage: Eukaryota; Fungi; Ascomycota; Pichiomycetes; Serinales; Debaryomycetaceae. The transcript has a single exon. The record is from RefSeq and is a predicted model, not a curated record.
AUGGCGUUCGAGUUCCCCCCGCCCAGUUUGCUGGCCAAGCUGCUGCGGGCGCGGUUGCUGGGCACCCCGAAGGAGGCGCUGCCGAUGGCGCUGCCGUUCUUGACCCUGAUCGAGGACUCGGCGGCGCUGACCCCCUCGUUCAUCGACCCCAUCAACGACCUGCCGGUCGACUUCGCCGUCCCCAUGGCGCACAAACGCAAUCUGUCGGCGUUGACGCUGAUGUUGUAUUCGUUUGUCGAAGAGUAG